Messenger RNA from Striga asiatica, 1521 nucleotides. The record is from the annotation of a GenBank genome assembly. Lineage: Eukaryota; Viridiplantae; Streptophyta; Magnoliopsida; Lamiales; Orobanchaceae.
AUGAGAAACAAUGUCAAAACAAAUGAUCAUCAAAAUACAAUCUCUUUAUUGCUAAUCUUAUUAUUCAUCACCCCAUUUACUGAGAAAUCUCUAGCGUACGCCUCAUCCAUCACGGGCCGGAUCUCAAGAAGGCCCGACCCUCUACGGAAGUUCAGACAUUACGAUGGAGAUUAUGAUAUUAGCAGCAAACAUUAUUGGGCCUCUACGGCAUUUACAGGAAUUCAUGGUUACGCAGUGGCAGGGAUUUGGUUAUUGUGCGGUCUCGGCCUUGUGCUUUUUAUUGUUAUAAAGAGUAUCAAACGAAGCCCAUCAACAAUUAUGGAUCAUUCAAGUUCCUCAAACCUUAUCGUACUCUUGUUGCUUCUUGUAAUUACUAGUUUUGCCAUAGUUGCAAGCGGUUUAACAAUUGCCGAAAACCAGAAGACACUAAAGAAGGCUCAAAAGCUUGAAGAAACUAUACGUGAUGCGGGAAAUGAAGCUUCAAAUAGCAUAGGCAGAGUUAAAGCCGCCAUGCUACGAAUGCAGGCUUUGCUGCAACCAUACAACUCGGAUAUUUGCAACCAGCUCAACUUGACCACACACCGCCUAAGGAAAACAUCACUAAGCAUACAGAGUUUUAUCCGAAAUAACUUGAAAACAUGGGACCAAGCCAUUCAAACGUUAUACGUGAUGAAUCUUGUGGUCGUUUCGGUCGACUUGGUAUUGUUGGUUGCUGGAUUAGUUCUGCUCCGUUUCCAAUUUCGUCCUGGUAUUAAUGUCUUAAUCUUUACCUGCUGGAUUCUAACAACUCUAGGUUGGAUUCUAACCGGCGUCGAUUUCUUGUUUCACACUUUUAUUGGGGAUACUUGUUUGGUGUUGAAGAAUUACGAAAUCGACCCUCAAACGAACAGCCUGGGCAACAUGCUUCCCUGCCCGAAAUCCACGGACUCUGUCCAAACCUUAGAGAAGAUUAUUGACAACAUUCAUGCUUUUAUAAAUGAGAUAAACUGGAAGAUUCGAGAAGUUAUUGAAUCAAAUGAACAAUAUGAAGGCAUUCCGGUCGUGGAAGUUUGCGAUCCGUUCUCUACUUCAAUAAAUGAUAGUUUUUCACUUCAAAGUUGUGCAGAAAAUUCUAUCCCAAUUGGAGAUUUACCUAGAGUUCUAUCAAUAUUCGUAUGCUAUGAAGCGAAUAAUACCUCCGGAAAUUGUCAAGAAGAAGGGAGAUUUCUCCCUGAAUCCAUGUACACGGUAUCUUUGGCAUAUAGCCAAUCAAUGCAGGAUUUUAUAAAUAUAUAUCCCGAUUUAUCGAGCCUAAUGAAAUGCACGUCCAUCAAAGAAGCAUUUUCUGAGAUUGUGACGCGCCAAUGUAGGCCAAUCGAGCUAUCAACACGAGGGUUGUGGGCAUCCAUGCUGGCCCUUUCAGUUGUUAUGGUGGUUUUGGUAUUGCUUUGGAUUUACAGGACAAAUCAGGGUAAUGGGCUAUGCUUGUGUUGGUAGGUGAUCCAUUUUCUUAGUUAAGUGUGUCUGAAUAUAUAUGUUGUU